AUGACGAGUUCUGCUAUGAUGGCUGCUGCCGAGACGCUGGCAUCCGUCGCGUCUGCGGGCCCGUCUAGUCCAGCCAAGGAUAGGCUCGCCUCGUCUUCCAAGUCACAAGCUAGAAGGUCUGACGCUUCCGAGCCAGCACCCGAGCCCAAAAAGCGCACUCGUCCUGUCAGCGCCUGUGAGGCCUGUCGUGCCAAGAAAGUGCGCUGUUUGCUCUCACCCGAUGCGCCUGUCUGCCAGAAUUGCCUUGCAUCCGGCAAAGAGUGUCUUUUUAGAGUCGACGAUCUCGCGCCCGCGCUCAGAGCUGCUCGUUUCGCUCACUGCGGGCCCCCAAGCGCCAAUGCAAGGACCAUAGCCUUCAAAAAGAGCUCGAAAGCCACUCCUCGCAAGUCGCGUGAGGACACAGACGAAUCUUCGAGACCCAAACCACUCAAGCGUAAAAGGUCAGAAGCAGAAAGCGAAGCUUCAGAUUCAAAGGAUAAGGAUCCACAACCUUCCGCCUCUUCGGCCGCUAAGCCAAAAGCCAAAGCCGUCUUUCGUUCCUUUGCCAAUCCCAACAACCUCGCCGCACCGCUCCCCGUGCCAGCCACUCCGACGUACAUAAAAAAUCUGUCCUUCACGUCUUCGACCAUGGCUUCACCACCGUCAAAGCAUACCCAUACCCACUCGUCCCGAAUACCUUCUUCUUUCUCUUCAGCAUCCAGACGGCGUUCAGAGUCGGCCUCAACACACAACGCUUCUACCGUCAGAGACACAUCCACAAUCGCCCAUUUGAACCACAGAUUCAGUCAUCCUGCCAUCGGAGAUCCGCAUGGCGCAUACGUCGAAUCGUUUGUUCCUUCGCAUGAUCCUUCCCAUUAUGGCCACCCUGUUGAUACUACAGCGGCAUCUGGCUCAACUCCCGUAGGUGGCCCUUCCUUUUUCCUGCAGCAACAUUCUCCAAGCAACGCAAGUGUUUUCUCCAACAGAUCCGUCCGCUCCAGCACCAUGUACGCCGCAUCUAGACCGCUCAAUCCUCCCCCCCUCGACAGCUUCCGCCCUCGACGCAAAUCGUCCGCCGCCAGCCCUCGAAGGUUGCCGAAUCAACUCGUGGACCCCAUGUCGUUGGAGUACUAUGGUCAUCCAUCUGAUGCGACGACUGUCGACAGGUACGAAGCAUUCGAUCGACCUCCUCUAAUCCAUCGUGUCCCAAGCGGCAUUACAGCAGAACCUCCUCAUCGCGAUGUGUCUGCAGAGCUUCGAAACGGAAUCGAAAAAUGGCAACGCAAUGGAACUGCCAGACUAGGAGAUGAGCAUGAAACCACCAAGGUGCAAGUGCAGGUGCAGGAAGAACAUGUCGCGCAGCCACGCCCCAAAAUCGUUCUCCCCUUUUUCCGUUGGUUCGGCACAACCGCAAAUACGCCUGGUUACCGCAAGAUCAAGGUGGGCGUCUUGCAGGAUUCCGAGGUGCCCGGCACAGAUGAGCUGGCACCGGCGCUCGAAGCCAACGGUGUCGCGGAAAACGCGGCCAGCUUUGGCCUCAUCGUCCGUGAUGAUGACCAACGUCAUUCGUGCACAUCAGCAAAGCCUUUGGAAGAUUCGAUCGUCUCACCCCAUUCAGCGCAGCUGGCAAGUCCCGGCACUCGGUUCGAAAACAAAGCCUCUUCGUCCGUCACGCGCGAACUCUUCGAGAUCAAUCGCCCUAGGUAUCCGAGGAAGGACAUUCUGGAACAUCUCGUCUCGCGCUUCCUCACGCACUUCAAACCUUCCUGGUGCCCAUGGAUAGAGGCAGAAGAGCUGAAAAAUGGCGUUGAAAAUGGAUCCAUGCCAGCCAUUCUCGCCAAUGCCGUGUGUGCUGUCGCGGCUCGCUUCUCGGAUCGACCUGAGCUGCGAAAGGUGCCACGCAAGUCGUCUGGCGAUCCUUUUAGCGAGAUGGCCAAGAUCCUGAUCAUCCCGCUGCUCUCUUUUCCUUCCAUCGAGGUCAUCGAAGCGCUUAUCUUGCUCAGCUAUGCUGAGUUUGCAGCGGGUAGUGAUUCAGGUCUCUGGAUGUACGUUGGUAUGGCGCUGAGGAUGGCUCAGGAUCUUGGACUACAGCACGAGGCCAGCAUUCAGAGCAUUGCGAACGAUAAGCAGCAGGACAAGGCUCGACUACUCUUUUGGGCCGUCAUCGGGUUGGAUCGCAUCACCACUUUCGGAACCGGUCGUCCCGUCUCGAUUCGAGAGAGCGAGAUCGACACUGAGCUGCCUACGCUGAGCGAGAUGAGCGAUAUGAAAGACGAAACCGUGAUCUUUGGCCACGUCGUUCGAAUCCUUAUGCUCAGAGGACGAAUGGGCGAGCUGCUCAACAGGCGUGAACGCGAAGAGUCGCCCAUCUCGGCAGAAGAGGGCAAGCGUGAUCUGACGCGCAUGUGGUUUGAAUUGGCUCAGAGCUAUUCGGAUUUGCCCGCCAACCUUCAUUUCAACGUACAGACGUUCCAGAAGAGUGCUGCGCAUGAUCAGAGUCCUGGUUUCGUGUAUUUGCAUGUGCUCUUCCAAUCGACCAUCGGUUUGCUGGAUCGACCAGCGCUGAUAAAGAAGUUUACCGGCGACUCGGUCCCUUUACUGCCAUCGUUUGCUCCAGCUGCGAGUGCAGCCGCUUCACGAACUAUUGCCGAUAUCUUGACGCUCGGUGACGCAUUUGACGACCGAUGCAUCAUUGCUUCACCGUACCUGGAUCAACUGGUGUUGCCUGCGGGACGAUCGUUUGUGGCAGAGAGACAGGCAGCGCGCGAGGCAUUGCGCAGUUUGGGUCAUGGAACCACACCAGCGUCAUCGAGACCACCGUCACGCGGCGCAGCUCCAAAUCAACAGCACAGUCGCACGAGUCAUCUUGUUUCGACCAAGUCGUACGCCGAGAUCAACCUGGGUGCAUGCCAACGAAUCCUGCAGAAACUGCAGCAGUACUGGGCGGGUGCUUCGUGGCCGCUCCGUGCGCUCGAGCAAGAAGCUGCCGGUAAUGGAGACGAGAUCGAUCCUCAAGCUUCGGAUGAAGAUGCUCAGUCUGCACCUAUACGCGAUAUCGAGAUGGUUCUCAAGUGGGCAAAGUCUCGUAUUCGAAGCAAGAAGCGCUUGGAACGGUCGUCACAUGCGACACCCAAGCCGGACACCAUGACGCUGUCCGAACCAAUGGAAGGCAUGAAUGGCAUCUUGACGAGCAACACGGGUUCGGACGAGUUCGCAUCCACGCACAGCGGCGAUUCGCCGUUCGGAUUGGGUAUCUCGGCUGGGUUGACGUUCGACAUUGAUGCGUUGAUGGGUAGUUGGCAGAUGGAUCACUUUGAUCCUGUGAGCAAUUUUCAUGCUUCUACUUCGCUAGAGCACAGUGUCACGCCGCAGGCGGGUGCGCAGACACCGUACCCCGCCACCGCCACGAACUUGGCUGGAGGUCAGAUGUAUCUUUCUCCAGGAGGACGUAAAAGCUCGCUCUCAACACCCUCGCAACCGCCUCCGCCUCCGCAAGCUAUGGCGGCAUCUCCACAUCGAACGCAUAGCCGAAACACGUCGUUCUACCGUCCGCCUUCGCCUUCGCCGCCGCAGCAGGAGCAGGAGCAGGAGCAGGAGCAUGCAAAUCCUGCAUCGAGCAACGCGCUAUCGGCAGUCUCUGCGAACCAUGCAGCUACACCAGGACUGUUGGACACGAGCUCGUUGGCGAUCGCCGAAUUCUUCUCGCACGACCAGAGCAUUUGGCCGCUAUCGAUUCAGAAUGACGACCUUGACCAGGACGCGGUCAACGUGAUCGCUAGCGCUAUGCAGUUGCCCACUACCGCCAGUGGCUACCUUGCGAAUGCGCUGCUGUAA
This is a messenger RNA of Mycosarcoma maydis (corn smut), 3813 nucleotides long. RefSeq lists its product as uncharacterized. The coding region runs from base 1 to 3813 and encodes 1270 amino acids. The transcript has a single exon. Gene Ontology annotation, molecular function: DNA-binding transcription factor activity, RNA polymerase II-specific; zinc ion binding; DNA binding. The record is from RefSeq and is a predicted model, not a curated record. Lineage: Eukaryota; Fungi; Basidiomycota; Ustilaginomycetes; Ustilaginales. Gene Ontology annotation, biological process: DNA-templated transcription; regulation of DNA-templated transcription.